CCCUAUUUCUCGUCCCACCAUUCCCCCGUCCUACCCUCCUCCCCUAACUUGCACCCAGACGACCUAUGCACCUUCUGCCCCUCCGCUUCCUUCACCUCAAGCCCCGCCACCCCAGCAAACAACCUCUUCUCCCAACUCUUCCAACUCCAACGCUAUUGUUCCGUUUCGUCCCCCUGCCGUCCCAUCCCAAGUUGCUCCCUGAGGACCUAAACCUAGGAGUAAUGACGGCGAAGUUGUUUCCCUCCUCAAAGAACUGGUGAACGAGCGUAGGGAAGAGAGGGACAGACGACGCGAGGAGGAAGAGCAGGAAAGAAGAGCAGACAAGAAUUAUGAAGGAGGAAGAGAAGAAACGUCUUGAAGAGGAGGAAGCACGGCAAGCUGAGAAGGAAGCAAGGAUGGCUAGAAUGAUUAAUGCGAAAAUGGAGGAACUCGACAAGCAGCAUCAAGCCAGGACGAAAGAAGAAAACAAGAAGAUAUGGAAGGAGAUCGAGAGAGUAGUUGGAGAUCCCAUGUGCGCACACCAUGGUAAGGAUGCUGUUCUGGAAGCUGGCGACAAUCGGAAGCGGUCUCAAGAAGAGAUGGAAGGCUCUCCUCCUAUUCUUCCUACUCAAGGCAGACCACGAGUUGCUGUCCCGAUGACGCAAGGAACCACUCAUCUUUCUCCUCUUGAUGCUGGCCUGUUACUGAUGGAACUCGACAAUGUCCAGCGGUCCCAAGAUUCGCAGUUUGGUUUCAUUCGGCGCAUGAUGGAAUUGGUUGAGAAGCUGAGCUCCCAGACGCCGAUGUGUUUGUCCAACCCAGGAGGAGUUGAGGAGGAACCUUUGGGUUUCGAUCGUGUAAUCCUAGGAAAGAAAGUUGUUGUUGCCUCUGCCGGAAAUGAAGGUCGCGCCAAGUAUAUCGAAGAUUUGAAGAAGGAACUUCUGACGAAAUCCAAGUACCAGUUGGAGUCGCUUUGGAAGGCGGAUCAGAUCAAGUAUUUCAACAAAAAGCAAGCAUCUACGGAUCUCGUGGAGAUUAGAGCCCGUGAUGCCUACGGCGACGAAUCAGAGGAAGAGGGACUUGACAACAUUGCUGCUGACGCCCAAGAGGAGAAUCCCUCUUGAUGAUUUAUUGAUCUGGCGUAUGUCCGGUUGCUUUGGCAACAUAC
This is a messenger RNA of Chara braunii, 1147 nucleotides long. The record is from the annotation of a GenBank genome assembly. NCBI's taxonomy places the organism in Eukaryota, Viridiplantae, Streptophyta, Charophyceae, Charales, Characeae.